Trichechus manatus latirostris (Florida manatee) is the source of this 7443-nucleotide messenger RNA. Its product is annotated as A-kinase anchor protein 2. The record is from RefSeq and is a predicted model, not a curated record. The transcript has 3 exons. Bases 397 to 2973 code for a protein of 858 amino acids. NCBI's taxonomy places the organism in Eukaryota, Metazoa, Chordata, Mammalia, Sirenia, Trichechidae.
AGAUGAUUUAAGUCCUAAUUUACUUUUAAAUUUUAAUGAGACUAGCAUUUAUGGAAAGUUCUGUAGAUACUCAGUAAACAAAAUAGAAUCCGAAAAAUCUAGAGGGUUAGGUACAGUAACCACAACAAAAGAAAUGUUUAAGGGAUUAUUAGAAGGGAAAUCUCUAUUUAAAAGAACUUGUUGCUGUUAAUUUUCCUUCCAGUUAGUUACGAGUUAAUUUCUGAGUAUUUACCUCCAUAAAAGAUAUGGUGUCUAACCCUGGCUUUUGAUUCCUCUUUGUUCCAGAAGUCUCCUCAGCUUUCUGAGGAUGAUACCCAACUAAAAAACGAGAGAGACAACUGUUGUGCCAACCUCCGGGAGCGUGCUACCAGCUCUCCUUCUCCAGAUCCUCAAAAAAUGGAAAUUGAGGUCUCAGUUGCAGAAUGUAAAAGUGUUCCCGGAAUCACCUCGACCCCACAUUCCAUGGACCACCCCUCCCCUUUCUAUUCACCCCCUCACAAUGGUCUCCUCACUGAUCAUGAAUCCCUGGAUAACGAUGUGGCCAGAGAGAUCCAAUAUCUAGACGAGGUGCUGGAGGCCAACUGCUGCGAUUCUGCUGUGGAUGGAACAUACAACGGAACAUCCUCCCCGGAGCCUGGCGCAGACAUCCUGGUGGACAGCCUAAGCCCACCUGCCCACACAGCCAUCCAACCAGAACCCACUGAGAGAGCAGCUGGCAGGCAGGCACCUCCUCACAUUGAGCUCAGUAAAAGCAACUCCUACACCAUGGCAGAGGGCGAAAGAGCAAAUGGCCACCCUCCUGACCAGCUCCGAGAUACCCUGGGAGACAGCCUGCAGGCACCUGUGAGCCCCAGCUCCUCCACCAGCUCCCGGUGUUCUUCCCGAGAUGGGGAGUUCACGCUCACCACACUGAAGAAGGAGGCCAAGUUUGAGCUGCGGGCCUUCCAAGAAGACAAGAAGCCCUCCAAGCUCUUUGAGGAUGACGAGAGUGAGAAAGAGCAAUACUGUGUCAGGAAAGUGAGGCCUUCAGAAGAGAUGCUGGAGUUGGAAAAGGAAAGGAGGGAACUAAUCCGGAGCCAGGCUGUGAAAAAGAAUCCUGGCAUUGCAGCCAAAUGGUGGAAUCCCCCCCAGGAAAAAACCAUUGAGGAGCAGCUGGAUGAGGAGCACCUGGAGUCGCACAAAAGAUACAAGGAGCGCAAGGAGAAAAGAGCGCAGCAGGAACAGUUGCUGCAGCAGCAGCAGAUGCAACAGCAGCAGCAGCCCCCACCGCAGCUCUGCACGGCGCCUGCUGCCUCGCGUGAACAUUCAAGCAUGACUGAAAAUGCAAAGGAGGACAUCGUCACAGAGCAGAUAGAUUUCUCUGCUGCUCGUAAACAGUUUCAGCUGAUGGAGAAUUCCAGGCAAACAGUGGCCAAAGGCCAGAGUACACCCAGGCUGUUCUCCAUUAAGCCCUUCUACAGGCCUCUGGGAUCAAUCAGCUCGGACAAACCAGUGACCAUCUCGAGACCGGCCUCUGUCGGGGCACCUCCAGAAGACAGUGCUGCAUCGACGACCAAGGGGCAGAAAGUCGCCUGUGCCCUCGAUAGCCAGUCCGUGGGAGGAGGCCAAGGUGGUGCAGCUCCUCAGGGAAAGGAAGGGCCCUACAGUGAGCCCUCUAAACGUGGGCCCUUAUCUAAACUGUGGGCAGAGGACAGAGAGUUUACAAGUGUUCGGGCAGUCCUUACUGUGGUCAAGGAUGAUGACCAUGGGAUUUUGGAUCAGUUCUCAAAAUCAGUCAAUGUCUCUUUGACCCCAGAGGAGCUUGACUCUGGUUUGGAUGAAUUGUCAGUGAGGUCCCAGGAUACCACCGUCCUGGAGACUCUGUCCAAUGAUUUCAGCAUGGACAAUAUCAGUGACAGUGGGGCCUCCAACGAGACAACCAGUGCUCUCCAGGAAAAUUCACUGGCUGAUUUUUCUCUGCCCCAGACUCCACAAACUGACAACCUCUCAGAGGGCCGGGGAGAAGGUGUCUCCAAGUCAUUUAGUGACCAUGGUUUCUAUUCCCCUUCUUCCACACUGGGAGACUCUCCGUCAGUCGAUGACCCCUUGGAAUAUCAGGCUGGUCUCCUGGUGCAGAACGCCAUUCAACAAGCCAUCGCCGAGCAAGUGGAUAAAGCUGUGUCUAAAACCAGCCAGGAUGGAGCAGAACAGCAGAGACCUGAAGUCACUCUAGAGGAAGCUGAAACUGGGCCGUCCAACUCAGAGAAGCCUCAGAGUAUGUUUGAGCCACCUCAGGUGUCUUCUCCUGUUCAAGAGAAAAGAGAUGUCUUACCAAAGAUUCUGCCUGCUGAAGACAGAGCGCUCAGGGAAAGGGGGCCCUCCCAGCCACUGCCUGCUGUGCAGCCCAGUGGCCCAGUAAACAUGGAGGAGACCAGGCCUGAAGGGGGCUACUUUAGCAAAUAUUCAGAGGCAGCUGAGCUGAGAAGCACAGCCUCCCUUCUGGCCACUCAAGAAUCAGAUGUGAUGGUUGGACCCUUCAAGCUGAGGUCAAGGAAACAGCGGACUUUGUCCAUGAUCGAAGAAGAGAUCCGAGCAGCCCAGGAAAGGGAAGAGGAGCUGAAGAGGCAGAGACAAGUCUUGCAGAUCACGCAGAGCCCCAGGGCAAAGAACGCUCCAUCCCUGCCCUCCAGAACAACGUGCUACAGAACUGCUCCAGGGAAAAUAGAGAAAGUCAAACCUCCUCCAUCCCCCACAACCGAAGGCCCCAGCUUGCAGCCUGACUUAGCCCCCGAAGAGGCUGCCGGAUCCCAACGGCCCAAGAAUCUGAUGCAGACCCUCAUGGAAGACUAUGAGACACAUAAAUCUAAAAGGCGCGAGAGAAUGGAUGAUAGUAGUGUCCUUGAGGCCACACGGGUGAAUCGAAGAAAGAGCGCACUGGCCUUGCGCUGGGAGGCAGGAAUCUAUGCCAACCAGGAGGAAGAGGACAACGAAUAAACUUCUUUCAACCCAGGAAGCUUCUUUGGUGCUUGGGAUGCCAAGAAACCAAGAAAUUAAUCAGUCAAAGCAUUUUCAUGAAGUAUUUAUUGAAGUGCAACCAAACUCAGCAAUCCUUAUGUAGACCAGAAGCUGCAAUAGAUAGUGAUGAAAAAUGAAUAAUGUGAAAAGGAAGUCCACCCAUCAAACUCUGACACCCAGGAGUCAAAAGAGAAAGGAUUUUUUUUUUUUUUUCCUUUUGUGACUCAAAGAAUUGUCUGGAUUGGGACCAAUCCACGAUUGAUUAAAAAGGACAAAGAAGUUACAAGCAAAUCAACAUGGUUACUACAGGUAGAACUGAGACCUGCCUCACUGGGUGAUGAGGAAGAACAAGUGGUGGUGAUAGGGCAUUUAGGGAGCAGUAGGACCCAGGCCCGGGCAGUCUGCCUAACCGGGGCAUUCUCUGUACCCGUUCCCACCCACCACUUGCAGCACCAAAGGUGUUGGGUUAACCCUGUUUACUCCAGCAGCCAUAAAAUGAACGAUGUUUCUUUCCAUAUUUUCUCAGAAGAGGCAGUUAUGAUUCCAUUUCUCUUACAUUUAAUUGUUUUUAAUUGGGAGCAAUUAAUGAUUGCAAUUCAUAAAAUCCACAUUUUUAAGACAAUAUUUCUUCAUGUUGUAAACACAAUCUAUGUUGGGAGGUUGAAAAAGGGGGAGAAAGCCAAACCAAAUGGAUUAUUUUAGCUUUAGAAUCUUGUCUGUUUAUAAUAUUAACUGAUCUGCCAUUUAUGAGAACACAUUUUCAUACUUACAUUUCUUCAUACAAAAACUGUAUUUAGUGGACAACAACUAUUUUUAUGAUGGGAUGGGGGAAUAUAUGUAUAAAAUCUGUACGCAUUGAACAGCUUGGUUCAAGAUGGUGGGGUAUUUUUAGAGUGGCAAUAAUUGGAAAAAAAGGGUGAACUCUGCCUUGAGGGAUAGAUGACAAGAAAUAAAAAGGUGUUUAUAACGAUAUUUUAUAUAAUAAAGUGGGCCUUAGAGGUGGUAGGAAGAAUGAUGGGUGAUUAUGGAGCAAUCAGAAAGGAAAAUUUUAAGAAAGGUCACGAAGGUAGAGAGAGAAGACCGGAGGGUUGAAGAGGGGAAAAUAAGAAAGCAAGAGAGAUUAUUUUUGCUAACAACAAGUGUUUUUCAGGAUGAUGGAGAAAAAUAUAGAAUAGAAAUUUAAGUUCAGGCUUGGAAUCAGCUACAAAUCCUAAAGAUGGUGUGCGUGCGUGCGUGCGUGCGUGUGUAUGUGCGCGCGCGCGUGUGUGUGUGCGUGUGCAUGUAUGUGCACCUUUGUAUGUUUCUAUCAAGUAUGUAUGUUCAUCAGUGAGGGUGUGUGUGAGGGUUAAAAUUCCAGAAUGAUCGUGGGACAUGGGUGUAUAGUUAUUUCCUUCAAAGCUGUUUACCAGCUUGAGGAGUGAGUGAGAAUUUCUUUUUUAUGAAAAGGAGUAUAAAGGCACCGAGUUGAUGCAGUGUUUGUAGUAUUAAAUUGAAUUUGCAUGAGUCACAAUUGCAAAAUUUUGAGCAGUUUUGUAACUUGACACUUAGGAAAGUAUUGUAUUUAUUCUCAUGAUUUGUAUUCAUGCUUAGUAUACUAUAGAGGAUGCCAGCUUUACUCUUUCUGUCAUUUAAAGCAAUACAAUAAGGGUAUUCAAUAAUUGGGUGCCCUGAAUUUCUGGAUGAGAAAAAUGUUCAGUUCUGGCCAUGAGAAAAACUCACCAGCCCCCCUCCCCUUUUUUACUUCUCUCAGCUUUAAAACUAUGAUUUUUCAAAAAGCAAUAAUUAAGUCAGACCUCACUGAAAUUCAUUUUUGUUUUCAUGCAGUUUGUCACAAGCUUUAGUACGUUACUCUGACAAGUAGCACUUCCACAAAAUUUGUAUGUAGUGUUAAACGCACAUUAGUUUUGCUUCUUUUGUUAGACUCGUGUUGACUUUGGGGGAAAGUUUAGUCACAGACAAAUGGUGGGCACACAGCAAGAAUGGAACUGUCGAAUAACUUACAAGGAUCCUUUCAAACUGCCAAGGGAAUCUGUAAUUGGAAGACAAAUUCUACAAACGGUAACAAAGAACAGCAUAUGGGCAGUUGGUACCAUCUUUAUGUGGUUCAUUCCUCUGAAUAGGAGUCAAUCAAACACGCUAGCGAGCCAUAGAGAACACAAAACAAGUAAGAUCCCCACUGUAAGGAAUCCAUUUUCUGGUGGGGAGGCUGGCAUGGGGACACACAGUUCCAGGAAAAUGAGAUCUAUGUUAGAUAAGAAAUCCUGGAAGGUGGAGUGGGAGCACUCAGGUGAGAGGACUAUCUUUGCCUGAGGAUCUCCAGCCAGCAGUCCCAGAAGCCUGGGCUGAGGACCCAACAAGAAGAGGGUGUUCCCAAGGCAGGCCCGUGGAUGAGGCAGCAGCAUCAGUGCCCCAGGGCACAGCCCACAGUUAGGGUGGCUGGAGAGCAAGGUAGUUCUAUGGGCUGCACAAAAAAAUAACAAGUGCUUCAUGUUUUCUGGACUCCAGGAUCUGGUAGAGACCAUAGAGAUGAUGUGGGCUAAUUUCCUCAUUUUUCACAAGAGGAAACAGUCCUCAUGACUUACCUUAAGUGUUUUUGGUUUUGCUUUUUUGCGGGAAAACAUGUACUCACGUUAAACCUACAUUGGAGAAGAGAAUUUGCAGCCAAAAGGAAAGUUUAGGAGACCACACAAUUAACUGAAUAGCUUUAGAGGCAGACUGACAAACUGGUCUUUGACUUUGAUUGAACCAGAGGCACUUACUUAAGGAAUAGUUUAGAAUUUUAGGGGUGGGUCCUUUGGUCCACCAUCUAUACGCUUAGAUAAGGUCAGAGAACUGUUUACCUGUGGCCCCUGUAUCUCUGACUUUAGCUCCUUCUCCUGUGCUGCCUUCCAGAUGACUGCUGUGGAUUUCCUUGCCCCACUCACUAAUGAUCCUGUUAUAAUCCUAUCAAAGUGUAAAUUACAGUUCUCUAGGAAGAGCCAGAUUUUCUCUGCGCUCUUGAGUUUUUUACUCCUUCAAGAAACAUUCGGCCGCCACUUUGUACAUAGCACCAUGCUAGGCUCCGGGAUCCCAGAAGAACCCCUGUAACUUCCUGAAGAUGGAACAGAGCCUAGAGGAAAGUCAUUCCUACCUAAUCUAUCGAGGGAUGGAGGCUUGGGAAAAACUUCGCUUCUGAUGCUCAUCCCCACCCCCAGUAGCACGCAAGCUUGUUAAUCUCAACUAUAACGAAUGUUUAGAUUCCAUAGAUGUUAAAAGCCUUCCUGAAAGUAUUCCACUCUACAGUGUUUAUAGAUGACGUCACUUUCCUCCGGAGCUGAUUACUGACAUGCCUUGACUCUCUCAUCCAGAAAUUAUGGAAACAGGGUCUGUCAGUGGCAGGAGGCUGGGCUGUGUUCUACUUGGAUGACGCCAUGCAAUUUCCCUGCGUCUUUGUACUCCUGCAUGCUGCCCACCCCAGGCAACAAUAUAUAAGCAGUAUAUAGGUCAGUGUCCACACAUAUAUACACACAAAUAUAUAUAUAAAGCAUAACAAAGAACACGGAAGCAGUGUCGACUCUUGUCUCUGAAGACAAAGAAUUUUAAAUUUUUUUCCAACUAAAGAAUGGAUUUAAUUAAACUAUGUAUUGGGGGAAAAAUAGCAUAAAUGUUAGAGAUGGUGAAAUAUCCAGUUUUAGUUACAGAAUCCAUCUGAAUUUUAAGCAUUCAGUGAGCUGCCAAUUUUGAUUUUGUGUUGCUCUUUACCCAAAUGAUACAUAUAUUUUUUGGAGGAGGGAAAGAAGCAGCAAUACUGUGUUUGAAAAUUAUACUCUGUAUCUGGCUUUCCUGUGUAAUGUUAACCACUUAAAUGUUAUUAGCCUGCUUCGGUUUUAUAGUGAUUGUGAGGCAUUCAGUGCAAGUAUACAAUUAUUUUCUCAUUAAAACCCAAUGUGUGUUGUGUUUUUAUAAGUGAUGGCUACCUGUCUGGCUGCGGGGGGAGGCCAGCCCCCAUGUCCUCUACAUCUGUGUAGCAGCAUCUGCGUCCUGUACUGCAUGGAGUGCCCACACAUUUGGACCAAAAGAACUAAUACCAGCUGGUGGAGCACCACUGUAACAGGCUGUCCCCAAAGCUACUUUUGCAUUGUCAUCUUCAGCUGCCCGGGCUAGACCCCAGAAGCCUUCCACAGGACCCACAGAAAUGAAACAUGUACUUUUUGAUGAGGAGAUAGGCUCAAAAGCCAAAGUGAUAGUUGGGCAAAAUAGGGUAAGCUGUUGACUCAAGCCCUAUGUGUGGCUGUUUAGCUCUAAAUUCCAGCACCUAUAUUUGGCCCUUGUGAGAAGAGACCAUGUCAGUCUUCAAAGAGUGUACUGAGACCACAGGUUAAUCAGGAAGCUUCCUCCCCAGAUUUUCUCCUGUACUACCUUCCCCUCCCUUCCACUUCCUUGUCCCCCCUUCACGCUCCAGCUGCCUUG